AUGAAAUAGUAUACACUUCCACAUUAAAUAAUUCAACAUUACUCUCCAUUUAAAUCAAAUGCAUAGAAAUCAAUAAUAUAAGAUGGUGAAAAUACAUUUGUCAUAGACCCAUAAUAUUAAUACUUGAGCAUAAGUAAGUAAUGGUAUACUAUUGAAUUAAGUUGGAUAAGGAUCGUAUGGGGUAGUUUUUGCUGCAAAAGACAUAGUUAAGGCUUUUAAAUAAAGAUUAUUUACAAAGAGAACACUCAGAGAAUUACGACUUUAAAGGUAGUUCAGCCAUAAGUAUUAAUCAUUCUAAUAUUUCUGUAAAGGUAACAUCUAUUGAGAAUAUAAUGCUUCCAAAGAAUUUGACGAUAUGUAUAGAAAACUAGGCAGAUUUUAGAUAAAUUGUAUAAGAGUUAAUGGAAACAGAUUUAUCAACAAUCAUUCGAUAAUAGAAAUAAUUAGAUUAGAAAUAAAUAGGCUUUCUCAUAUAUCAAUUAUUAAGGGGUUUAAAAUAUAUUCAUUCAGUUUAUGUGGUUCAUCUUGAUUUAAAACCAAAAAAUUUUUUUGAUAAACCGAAACUGUGAUUUAAAGAUAUGUGAUUUUGGAUUAGCAAGAGCUCUAAAUCCAUAAAUUUAGGUAUUGAAAUAAAAUUCAAUUUCAAGUUAAAAUCAAAAUUUUAUAUUCUUUAUGUAUAAAAAAGAUGGUAUAGGGCACCUAAAUUAUUUUUAUAAUGUAGAGAAUAUAAUUAAAGCGUAGAUAUGUGGUCUGUGGGUUGUAUAUCUUGCUGAGAUGUUAAGAAAGAAAAUCUUGCUACUAAGAGUUUCGUCAAAAAUUGAUUAGAAUUAAUCUUUACUGCAUUUGGAUCUCCAAAUAAAUGAGUUUUAUAAAUGGCCCCAAAAUCUCCCUUAUCGAUUAGUAUCAAUUAAAUGCAAAAGUAAAGAGGAAAACAUUUUUUAAAAUUAUUUCCUAAAGGUACUAAUGAAGCUAUUGAUUUAUUAAGAUAGCUAUUUGAAUUUGAUCUAUCUAAAAGAAUUACUGCAGAUUAAGAAUUGAGACAUCAUUAUUUAUCUAAAUAUCACAUUCCUGAAGAUGAAGUAUUUUAUUAUUAAAAUUAGCCAAUAGCGAUCCCUGUUAGGUAUUUAGAUUUUGAAUUUGAGGAAUAUAAUCUUACUAUUGAAUAAUGGAAAGGUAAAUGUUACUCCUUAUAUUGAAGGCUUUAUUUAUGAAGAAAUAUUACUUUAUCAUUAUCCUGAAUUUUACAAAGAUUAUGAAUUAAAUAUUAAAAAAGGUUAUUCAAUUAUGAAACACAUUUUUAAUAAUGAUAAUGCUAAAUAAUUAGACCAAAUUCUAGAUGAAAAUGAUGAUACGCAAUAAAAUUAAUAAUUGAAAUGA
Molecule: messenger RNA, 1377 nt
Organism: Paramecium sonneborni
Lineage: Eukaryota; Ciliophora; Oligohymenophorea; Peniculida; Parameciidae
Source: the annotation of a GenBank genome assembly